AUGUUUAAACAUGUGGUAAAUAGCAGUAUAAGGUAUGUCCUACCUAUACGGUCUAUAACCUUUCACAACGCUACUAAUAUCAUUCCUUUUCAUCAUAAAUCGAUUGCCAUUCGAUGUUUACAUUAUUCAUCACCAUUAUUCAAUGCUUUAAAAUCAGAAAUAGAGUCAGAGACUAAAGAAGAAGAAGAAGAAGAUGAUGAUGAUGAUGAUGAACUCAAGAAUAAUAUCUCCAAAUUCGAGAAAAACAAGAGAAGUCCUAUGAAAUCAUUAGAUGAAUUCACCAAUGAUUUUACAUCAGUAUAUACUAAAUAUGGUUGGUUUGCUGUACCCAUUAAACUUUAUGGUUAUGGUUGGACUGUACCAAAAAUCGAAGAAGUAAUCGAGUCAACCUUUAAUCAACCCGAGAGUAAGGAUAUAGCUGAAUUGACUGGAGUAGUUAAUGAGUGGUUAUACUCUUUAAGAGGUCGUGAUGUACCUAAGAUUAAAAAAUUAACAAAAAGGGAAUUACUUGAGAUCAAAGAAAAUGAAACUUAUCGUCGUCAAUUAAGUGGAGAUAUCGAUGUUGAGAUUGAAGAAGAUGUGGAGACUCCUGAGGAAAUUCCAGAAUCAUCAUCAUCAGCUGAGUCAUCUACAGAGUCAUCAACACCAACACCAACUCCAAAAAAGAAAGUUAAAAAAAUGAUUAAUUUUACUCAUGCCUGGAAUUAUUUCUUUUCAUUAAAAUAUGCUGAAUCGGAAAUGGAUUAUAAACUUGCAAAGAAAGAAAUCGCUAUUCUAUGGAAAUCUUUCAAUUUAGAUGAAAAGAAUAAGUAUCGUCAAGAAUAUGCUGAUUUAUUAAAGUCUGGUAAAGAUGUUUAUAAAGGUCAAAUUAUUGACUUAGCUGAAAAACAAAUAGUCAAUAAAACUUUGAGUACUUAUAAACGAACUCAUUUCAGAAAGAAAAAGCUAAAGGAAGAAAUGAGAAAGGAAGCUCUUGAAGCUGGUCUUGCUGAAGGAGAAGAACAGGUUCAACCUGAUGACACUACAAUUGACGAAAAAUAA
Messenger RNA from Scheffersomyces coipomensis, 1041 nucleotides. RefSeq lists its product as uncharacterized. Lineage: Eukaryota; Fungi; Ascomycota; Pichiomycetes; Serinales; Debaryomycetaceae. The record is from RefSeq and is a predicted model, not a curated record. The transcript has a single exon. Bases 1 to 1041 code for a protein of 346 amino acids.